GGAAAACAUCCCAUAUCUCAAGUUCAUAUAACUUUCUAUGGUUGACCAUUGAGUUCGUUGACGUAAACAAGAGUCCAUAGAUAACCUAUGCAACUGCCAUUCUUUUCCUUUUCGGUGUGUUUUGGAGGUUCGGAAGAAUGGCUCCUACGGUUCAAAAAACCAAAAAGGGACUCCCGGUUGUUCCCGAGUCCGUCUUGAAGCAUCGUAGAAGGCGUGAUUUGGCUAGAGCCAAACAAGUCCAGACUGCUAUCAAAAGGAAAGCAGCCCAGGUGAAGAAACGUAAAGAAAUCUUCAAAAGAGCCGAACAUUAUGUUAAGGAAUACAGGCUUAAAGAGAGGGAUGAAGUUCGCCUCAUCAGACAGGCAAAGAAUCGUGGAAAUUACUAUGUUCCUGGAGAAGCCAAGCUAGCCUUUGUAAUUAGGAUAAGAGGUAUCAACAAAGUAGCUCCUAAAGUGCGUAAAGUAUUGCAACUUUUCCGCUUGAGACAAAUCAACAAUGGAGUGUUUGUCAAAUUGAACAAGGCAACCAUCAACAUGUUGAGGAUUUGUGAACCCUACAUUACCUGGGGAUAUCCCAAUCUCAAAUCAGUUCGUGAACUUAUUUACAAACGUGGAUUUGCCAAAAUUAAUGGACAGAGAGUGCCCAUCACUAGUAACGAAAUUAUUGAACAGAGACUUAGCAAGUCCAACAUAAUUUGUGUGGAAGACUUGAUCCAUGAAAUCUUUACUGUUGGUGAUAAAUUCAAGUUUGCGUCGAACUUCUUAUGGCCAUUUAAGUUGAACACACCUACUGGUGGAUGGCGCAGAAAAACUAACCAUUAUGUAGAAGGUGGAGAUUUUGGUAACAGAGAAGAUAAGAUAAAUGAACUAUUGAGAAGGAUGGUUUAAAACAUUCGAUUAAAAAACAGUUAAAAUA
Molecule: messenger RNA, 915 nt
Organism: Coccinella septempunctata (seven-spotted ladybird)
Lineage: Eukaryota; Metazoa; Arthropoda; Insecta; Coleoptera; Coccinellidae
Product: 60S ribosomal protein L7-like
Exons: 4
Coding region: 138-887 (249 amino acids)
Biological process (GO): maturation of LSU-rRNA from tricistronic rRNA transcript (SSU-rRNA, 5.8S rRNA, LSU-rRNA)
Cellular component (GO): cytosolic large ribosomal subunit
Molecular function (GO): RNA binding; structural constituent of ribosome
Source: RefSeq, a predicted model, not a curated record